AUGAAGCAUUCAACUUAUUUCUUGACUUUUUGUGUUCUGGUUAUAGUGUUCAAUGUGGUUAAAGGACAACCUCUUGUCCCUGCAUUGUUCAUAUUUGGUGAUUCUGUUGUUGAUGCAGGAAAUAAUAACAACUUAUAUACAAUUAUUAAAUCAAAUUUUCCUCCUUAUGGAAGAGACUUCAAGAAUCACAUGCCAACAGGAAGGUUUUGUAAUGGAAAACUUGCAACAGAUUUUACAGCUGAAAAUCUCGGAUUUACAACUUAUCCGCCAGCUUACCUCAACUUACAGGUUAAAGGAAACAACCUCUUGAAUGGUGCAAACUUUGCAUCUGGUGCUUCUGGAAUCUAUGGUCCUACAGCCAAGCUAUAUCGCGCAAUUCCAUUGGACCAACAACUGGAACACUACAAAGAAUGCCAGAAUAUAUUGGUGGGAGUAGCAGGAAAAUCAAAUGCUUCAACAAUUAUAUCUGAAGCUAUAUAUCUUGUUAGUGCUGGUAGCAGUGACUUUAUUCAAAACUAUUACAUAAAUCCUUUACUUUACAAGGUUUACACUGCUGAUCAAUUCUCCGAUAUUGUCAUUCAAGAUUAUAUCGUUUUCAUUCAGAAUUUAUACGCACUUGGAGCAAGGAGAAUCGGUGCAACAACAUUACCUCCAUUGGGUUGUUUGCCGGCAGCCAUCACUCUUUUUGGCUCAAAUAGCAAUGAGUGUGUGGAGAGGCUAAACACUGAUGCUGUUAACUUCAACAAUAAGUUAAACAUCACAUCUCAGAACUUGCAAAUAUCACUUAGUAACCUUACAUUGGCUGUCCUUGAUAUCUACCAACCUCUCCAUGAACUUGUCACUAAGCCUGCAGAAAAUGGAUUUUUCGAAGCAAGGAAGGCUUGUUGUGGAUCUGGUUUGAUAGAGACAUCUAUAUUGUGCAACAAGGACUCCAUAGGAACAUGUGCAAAUGCUUCUGAAUAUGUGUUUUGGGAUGGUUUUCAUCCAUCUGAGGCUGCAAACAAAGUUUUGGCUGAUAGUUUGCUGCUUUCUGGCAUCUCCCUCAUAUCCUAA
Messenger RNA from Lathyrus sativus (Indian pea), 1053 nucleotides. Lineage: Eukaryota; Viridiplantae; Streptophyta; Magnoliopsida; Fabales; Fabaceae. The record is from the annotation of a GenBank genome assembly.